UCAACGGCACGUCGCCCGACCACGCUCUACAAAGACUCGCUGCUACAGCUACAGCUCAGAGUCGGCAGUCAGCACGACUAGCAACGCCAUCGAUCUCGUAGUCGUCCCAUCCCAUCCCAUCCCAUCCCAUCCCAGAUCAGAUCCGCAUCGCAGCUCAGCUGUAACAUCCCGCGGCGAUUAUGAAUAUCUUCCGCUUCUUUGGGGAUCUGUCCCACCUCGUUUCCAUCUUCAUCCUCAUCCAUAAGAUUCAGACAUCACGGUCAGCGAGGGGCAUUUCCUUCAAGACGCAAAUCCUCUACUCCGUCGUCUUCAUCAGUCGCUACCUCAAUGUCUUUACUGAGGACUCACUCUAUCGAUUCAUCAUGAAGGUCUUCUUCAUUGGGUCAAGUCUAUACAUUGUGUAUCUGAUGAAGGUCAAGUUCAGGCCGACUCACGACCCAGCAAUCGAUACAAUCCGUCUCGAGUACCUCUUGGGACCAUGCUUCGUUCUCGCCCUUCUCUUCAAUUAUGGCUUCAAUCCAGUCGAGAUCCUCUGGUCGUUCUCCAUCUUCCUCGAGUCCGUCGCCAUCCUCCCUCAGCUCUUCAUGCUGCAGCGAACAGGAGAGGCAGAGACCAUUACCACACAUUACCUCUUCGCCCUCGGAGCUUACAGGGCGCUGUACAUCCCGAAUUGGAUUUACAGGUAUCUGAGCGAGCACUUCGUCGACCCGAUCUCUAUCGUGGCAGGGCUGGUGCAGACGGGUCUGUAUGCCGACUUCUUCUGGAUCUACUUCAACAAGGUGAUGAAGGGCGAGAAAUUUACCCUGCCGGCGUAGAAGGCUCAGGGUUGGGCCCAGGAAAGCAGAAUGUAUCGCUUGACGCGGACAACAAUGGAACAGGGCCUGAGCGUGGGCGGUGGAGGUGGUAUGGCACACAUAGUCACCACGAGGUACAGGAACAGGGAUAUCAGCGUAUUGCGUUGCCGCUGGAGGAGGGGGGAAAACGAGACGAUCGGCGGCUGCACUGGGGCAGUCAGGUAUCGACAGCGAGC
This is a messenger RNA of Jaminaea rosea, 1030 nucleotides long. RefSeq names its product putative ERD2-ER lumen protein-retaining receptor. Gene Ontology annotation, molecular function: ER lumen protein retrieval receptor activity. Bases 180 to 815 code for a protein of 211 amino acids. The record is from RefSeq and is a predicted model, not a curated record. Gene Ontology annotation, cellular component: membrane; cis-Golgi network; endoplasmic reticulum. The transcript has 3 exons. NCBI's taxonomy places the organism in Eukaryota, Fungi, Basidiomycota, Exobasidiomycetes, Microstromatales. Gene Ontology annotation, biological process: protein retention in ER lumen; endoplasmic reticulum to Golgi vesicle-mediated transport.